AUGCGCGCGGUGCUGACCUCGGGACCCAUCGCGGCCGCGGCCGCGCCGUGGGCGCGACGAAACGCGUCCUCGCCCGAACGGUGCGGCGCCGUCCUCGCGCGCCGUCCCCUCGGCUGCGCUCGACCGCGGCAUGCCGCGCGGUCGAAAUUGCUCAUAAUUCGCGCCGGGUGGAACGUUCCGGGGGAGGCUGACGACGAGGAGAACAACCGCCGCGCGUCUCGCGCGGCGACGACUGGGCCGUCGUCGACGACUGGGCCGUCGUCGACGACGGCGACGAUGCCGCCGCCACCCGCGCCGCCGGCGACUCUGCCGAACGCGGACGAGGCGUUCGCGGAGGAUGCGUUGCGACGCGCGGUGAGCGCUUGGGCGGAGCUUCACCCCGAGUCCGUCCUCGCGUCCGCGACCGGAGAGACGGAGCGGCAGCUCGCGGACGCGCGCGCGGCCGCGGACGUGGCGUCCAGGGAGCAGGGCAUCAGAGCGCACGAGGCGGAGCAGGACGCGAUGCGAUGGAAGGCGCAGUACGAAGAGAAGGAGCGCGACUUGGUCUUCGCGAAGGAGCAGCUCGAGGUCGCGCGAAGAAACGCGGACGCGGGGCUCCCGACCGGGCAAUACCGCGUCGAGGAAGAGCGGAGAGCCGCGGUGUUCGAAGCCGAGGCGCUCUUGCACCGGCUGAGGCAAGGCGAAGCGAGGGCGAACGCGGACGCGGAGGCGGCGGCGAGGGAGAUUGACUCCCUGCGCGCGCGUCUGAGGGAUUACGAAAACGGCGGCGGCGUCGGCGGCGACCUCGCCGCCGGGAACAACCGCGUCGCCGCGCUGCAAGCGGAGAUCGACAUGAAGGCCGGAGAGAUUCUUCACAUGCAAACGCAAGUCAAGCACGACACCGCGCGGUUGAAGCUCGAGCUCGACGCGGCGAAACGCGCGAUUCACGAGCGCGACGUCGCGUUGACGCAAUUCUCGACGGAGUACGACAAAGCCACCGCGGAUGCCUAUCGAUUCGCCGCGGACCUCUCGUCGACGUCGCACUCGUUAGACGAAGCGAGAGGGGUGAUCGUCGAGCGAGACCGGAUCAUCCAGGAGACCAACGACGAGCUCGGGACGAGGACGCACGACCUCGAAGAGCGCACGAGGGAGCGCGACGAAGCGCGGCACAACACGUGGGAACGCGAGCAAGACAUCGAAAACCUCACCAAGGAGCGAGACGAAGCGCGGCAUCACCUGUGGGAGCGCGAGCAAGAGCUCGACCGCACGAGACACGACCUCGAGCACGAACGCCACGUCAUCGGACAGCGGGACAACGAGCUCAAGGAGAAGCACGAGGAGCUCGUGAGGACGUACGGCGAGCGCGACGAGGCGAACGAUAAAGUUCGCGACCGCGACGGAUUGCUCGAACAGCGACAGCGCGAGAUCGACGGCAAGAACCACGAGCUCGAGGAGCGACGGAUCGAGCUCGAGCGCGCGCACGAGCACCACGAUCACGUCUCCAGGGACCUCGAGGCGCGCAUCGCGGACCUCGAGGCUCGCAUCAACGACGCGGAGGCGCAGCGCGACGCCCUCGGCGUGGAGCUCGCGGGCGUCGUGGCGGAGUUGGAGACGAAGACGCUCGUCGCCGACGUCGAGCAGCAUCGCGGGCUCGAGCUCGAGACUCGGCUCGUGGAGGCGUCCGCGAACCUGACGAGUCUGGACGCCGCGCGCGUCGCCGCCGCGACGGCCGCGAGCGAGGCGGCGGAGCGUUUACGGCUCGCCACGGAGGCGUUGCGGCAGAGCAAAGAAGCCGCCGCCGCCGCGGUUGACGCGGCGUCGAAAGAGGCGGAGCUCCGGGAAGCGAUCUCGCGGGCGGAGGAAGACGCCGCCGCGCAGGCUGCCGCGGCGUGGAACGCGCUCGACGGACCGGGAGACCAGGCGCGCGCGGAGAUCGAGCGGCUCGAGGGCGUCGUUCGGACGUUGGAAGGCGAGACGAACGACCUUCGCGAGCGAAUGAGGGUGGGGUACGAGACGUCGCAGCAAGAGCUCGCCGACGUGAAGGCGCAGGCGAACGCCGCCGCGGAGGAGGGCCGCGCGCGGAUCCGCGCGCUCGAGCAGAGCAUGCAUAACUGCGAUCCUAUCCCGGAACAUCUGCGCGUCGGCGGCGGCGGCGUCGGCGGCGGCGGCGGCGGCGGCGGCGAUUCGCAGCGCGAGAUCGAAGAGUUGCGCGAGCGGUUGCGCGUCGGAUACGAAGCCGCGCAGAGAGAGAUUCAAGACGUGAAGGCGCAGGCGAACGCCGCCGCGGAGGAGGGACGCGGGCGCAUCCGCGCGAUCGAGGAGCAGCUGGCACGAGGCGGCGGCGGCGACGGCGGCGAGGACGCGCGGCGCGAGAUUGAGGAAGUGCGCGCCGCGGCGGCGAGGGCGAAAGAGGAGGGCACGGCGAAGAUUCGCGGGUUGGAGCGGGAACUCGAAGAAUGCCGACGCGGCGCCGCCGACAACGCGCAGCCGGUCGCUUCCGACGGGCUCAAGCGACCGACGGACUUCACCGGGGCGAUCAAAGUGAAGAAGAGCUACGACUGGUAG
Molecule: messenger RNA, 2544 nt
Organism: Micromonas pusilla CCMP1545
Lineage: Eukaryota; Viridiplantae; Chlorophyta; Mamiellophyceae; Mamiellales; Mamiellaceae
Exons: 1
Coding region: 1-2544 (847 amino acids)
Source: RefSeq, a predicted model, not a curated record